Psilocybe cubensis is the source of this 630-nucleotide messenger RNA. Its product is annotated as 26S proteasome non-ATPase regulatory subunit 11-like protein. NCBI's taxonomy places the organism in Eukaryota, Fungi, Basidiomycota, Agaricomycetes, Agaricales, Agrocybaceae. The transcript has 6 exons. The record is from RefSeq and is a predicted model, not a curated record. The coding region runs from base 1 to 630 and encodes 209 amino acids.
AUGGUCACUGCCGUCGCAUCACACUUUGACUUUGAACCACCACCAUGGGGAAGGUUCGAUUUGAGAUUUGGACGGCCGGUGAACAUUGAGCAAAGAGGCUUGGUGACUGAAAGCCCAGAAUGCUCAGAGGCAAUGUAUCGACUUCCCGCGAGCGGUCCAUCGGGUCUUUUAAAGACUGAAUACUCCGACACGACUCUGAGUACUCCGACGCAACGUAUCGACUUCCCGCGAGCUGCCGACUUACCCAACUUGUACAUCGAGUGUCUGAAUACUCCGGCGCAACGUAUCGACUUCCCGCGAGCGGUCCAUCUGCUAUUUUAUAGCUCCGACGCAAUGUAUCAAUUUCCCGCAAACCGCCAUCUACCCAACUUGUAUAUCAAAAUAUGCACCGCCGCAAGCUCAAUUUAUGGCCCACCCUACCUCCAAUCCCAAACCGACAUGCAAUCCUGCAUCCUGCACGCCAAAGGCAAAGACUACAGCACCGUCUCCUCCUCCUUCUUUGAGGCAUUCAAGAAUCUCAGCGCCGCGGGCAUGAAAGAUUCUUCCGCGGCUGGUGGCAAAGUUCAGGAUAAAGAAGAGAAGGCUAGGGCGAAGGAGGUUGGAGGGGACACGAAGAAUGAGCAGGGAUAA